Molecule: messenger RNA, 1724 nt
Organism: Petromyzon marinus (sea lamprey)
Lineage: Eukaryota; Metazoa; Chordata; Hyperoartia; Petromyzontiformes; Petromyzontidae
Gene: ADO
Product: 2-aminoethanethiol dioxygenase
Cellular component (GO): mitochondrion
Molecular function (GO): oxidoreductase activity, acting on single donors with incorporation of molecular oxygen, incorporation of two atoms of oxygen
Source: RefSeq, a predicted model, not a curated record
CUCCACUGCCCCCGUUCACAGUGCGCGCGGCCUGGGGCAACAGAGUGUCUCCCACCGAGCGCGGGAAAAGUGCACCUAGCAUGGCACGAGCGCUGUUGUCUCCCUACCCAACAUGGCGACACGGGGGUCGCACGCCCCCCGCCCCCAGCCGGCCCCCGUCCCGUCCUGCAGCUCGCAUGGCGGGCGGGCGAGCCGAGGAGGAGCUCAGAGCCGGGGCGGCCAUGGCGGGCGGUGCGGUGAAGGGGAUCUUCAGGCAGGCGCUCAGAACCUUCAGCAGGCCCUCGGGGGCCCGGGGUUCGGACCCCGCGGCCUUCGCCGAGAACCUUGCGGCCCUGCGCGCCCUCCUGGACGCGGUGCGGCCCGAGGAUGUGAACGUGGCGCCCAGGAAGGGAGAAGGGGUUGAGGAGGACGAGGAGGGAGCUGGGUACUCGAUGUCCGGGGGGUUCGGGCCACCCCCCGUGAGCUACAUGGAGAUCGCCGAGGGGGUUCACUUCUCCAUGGGGAUCUUCGUGCUGCGGGCGGGGGCCUCGAUCCCGCUGCACGACCACCCCGGCAUGCACGGCCUCCUCAAGGUCCUCUACGGGGAACUGCGGCUCAGCGAGUGGGACCGGGGACCCCCACGGGAUGCCGCGGGGAGCCGCGUCGGGGACCCCGGGCCCCCCGAGUUCAAGCCCCCGCUGCGCGCGUGGCAGCGGCCCCUCGUGCGAGCUUCGCGCUACCGCGGGCAGCAGCGCCUCUCCCCGCUGGCGCCCUGCCGCCUGCUCACGCCGCACCACGGCAACCUCCACCGCGUGGACGCCGUCGGCGGCCCGGCCGCCUUCCUCGACAUCCUCGCGCCCCCCUACUCCCCGGACACGGGCCGCGACUGCCACUACUACCGCCCACUCGUGCCGGCCACCGCCACGCCGGGGCACGGCCUCCUCCCGCAGUCCACCGCGCCGCUCCACCACCUCCACCGUGAUCAUGGCGGCAACGACGACGACCAUGGUGGUGAUGAUGGUGUGGGGGAGCCCUGCUGGUUGCUGGAGAUUCCGCAGCCAGCUGAGUUUUGGUGCGGAUCGCAGGAUUAUCCGGGCCCGCCGGUCAUAUAGGCUCACCGAGGAUCGGCAGUGAUAGGACUCUGUGAGAUGGCGACGAUGGUGAUAAUGAAUUAAGGUUAGAUGUCGUGAUUUUUGAGUUGCCAUUGGCUGAGUGGAGAAUCGACAUUGGAGUUAAUCUGUACAGGAAUUAUUAGUUAUCAGUGUGUGUGUACUACAGGGUUCUGCGUAGAAGUAGGGCCCACGUCUAACAGAGAGGGUCCGUGCCUAUAAACAUCCUGCAGAUCACCAGCGUUGAUUCAAGCAAGCCUGGCUCUGCUGAUGAGACACUGCAUUUCGAAACCGGUCCAGUUUGCUUGAACUGAAUCAAUGCUUCCAAAUUGUAAUACACUUGCAGAAUCUCGUGUAGAAUCUACAGAUCUAUAACUAAACACACAUGAAUCAGAAUAAUCAAGUGUGACAUAUAUUUUGAAUUAACCCGAAACCAUUUCUUUAUCAUUAUUGCCCUUGUAAUUAAUUAGCACUUAUUUAUCUCUGUAAAUGUACAUAAAUUAGCGUGCGAGGUGUAGAGUGGUGGGGCAGUGGUUUUCAAACUGCACUGUGAACCCGGUGACCCGAGUUUGAUUCCCGCUCAUGACGAAUGAGUGGCAGUCCUGGGCCUCCCCUAGGUCAACUCGUCAUCAAAUA